Biomphalaria glabrata is the source of this 4386-nucleotide messenger RNA. RefSeq lists its product as uncharacterized. The transcript has 29 exons. Bases 360 to 3992 code for a protein of 1210 amino acids. The record is from RefSeq and is a predicted model, not a curated record. Lineage: Eukaryota; Metazoa; Mollusca; Gastropoda; Planorbidae.
AAAACUAAGUUUUACCUUUUUGAGGGAGCAGAGAGUCACAUGCUGGACGGGCCUUUAGCCGGAGCUGCUAACUGUGACGUUUUGUCGCUAUAUUUGUAAUACCUCUUAUCACUUCGGGCUACAGAUUUCAUGGACAUUAAAACUUGACAAGCCACACACACACACAAAAAGUUAAAGGAUCGUUUUGAUUUUGUGUUUCUGUUGGUUUCAACGCAGCUGUGCACUAAUCAGAAUCGUGUUUAGGAAGUUUUCCGAUUUUGACUUUCUCACUUUCUGUGUGGUCAGUGUGAGGGUAGAGUGAGACCGAUCUGGAAAAUUCCAGGUCUUGAUUAGAAUUCCGGGCUCUUGGAAGGUCGAGGAUGAGGAGUCUAGUUUUACUCACGCUCCUGUUAGGAGCGUGUGCUGCACAAAGCUGGAAUGUGGAAAGUUAUUCUGGCCCACAAUAUCAAAGCUACCAGUACAGCUACUCCCAGUGCUUCGGGCUGGCCAGAAGAAGUCGACAGACCAAGGUAGAGAUACCAACUUUGUACAACACAAAAACCAGACAGUCUGCUCCAGUACCGCAAGCAUUGUACAGCGCUGAUAGGUCUGUCAUCGCCAAACUUGAAGGAGAAGGUUGGGUUGUCAGAACUCAAAGAACUCUUGUGCCACAAUUUGUUUACGAGCGCGUGCCUGUCUGCUGCCCGUGGGAACAAAGCUGCGAUCAAAGGCAGACGAACCAAGUGGACCAGAUCAGCCAGGACUCCAAUGCCCCAUGUGCAAACGGAGGUCAGCUAAUCUACAAAGAUGGGCAACAGGUCUGCCAAUGUCCAUCUGGCUACCAAGGAUUGUGGUGUCAGACACCGGUCACGUCCAGUAAAGUUGAACACACACCGAAUUUCCCCAAGGGGUCCAUCAUUCGUCUGACUACAACAUCUGGACCUUACCUCGACCAGGCCCUCAACGAGGCUGACAUUCUGAAAAGACAGCAAUUUCCUAUAGUCCCAAUGAACGGUCGAAUGCCUGUACCAAGGGACGCAGCUCCAUUAACUCCGUAUAAUCAGCAGGCUGCUCUCUGGCAUCAGCAGGCUUUGAGGGCACGUCUUGCCCAGCUUCAGGAUUUGUACGUCAGGUCCAGAGGUUACCCAAUCCGACACACACCUUGUGUCAGCUGUAGGCGAAUGAAGCCAGUAGUGAGCCUCCCAGCACCCGGGGUGCCAAGACCUUAUUUCGCCAGACAAUUCCAGGCGCCCUAUCUGCUUUCCCGGGCCAACAAGCCCUAUCCUCAGGCCAGGCUGGAUAAGCCCUAUCCUCAGAUCAGGCUGGAUAAGACGUAUCCUCAGAUCAGGAUGGAUAAGCCCUAUCCUCAGAUCAGGCUGGAUAAGUCCUAUCCCCGGGGGCUCAACCUAUACACCUCCCCGAGGCCGGUCAUGAUCGCUAGAAAUCCGUACAGCUCUUUAACGUCGUCAGGUCAACUUCCUCCAAGAAUGAUGGAAGCAGCCCAGGCCAUCCAGCAGGACCUUCAGCAAAGGGAGAGCAAUCCGUACAGUGUGCCAUCUGGUCGACGCUACGGUAACCCCUACAACAGUCUACCCCAGCAGACGCCUAUGUAUCUACCACCUCAAGGAGCCAGAGUGCCUGAAGCCAGGACCCCAUGGGAUCUCGAUCCUUUCAACCAGCAACAAAACCCCUUCGGCCAACAGCAGAAUUCUGGGUACAUGAGUGAUCCCAGAGCUUCCGAAAAUUACAACAGAGAAAGACAACUCCUGGCAAUGGCUGUCUUUAAGCAACUAAUGGACCAACAGAGAGCUAGAAUGGCAGUCAGCUCACCCGUGCUGAGAGCCCAAAAACCAACAUUGGAACAGACACAAACAACAACUCCAGAAGCAGUUAAAGUUCCAGAGCCACCGAAAAAUGAGGUGCCCAAGGAGAUGCCCCUCAUGCCCACACCAGAGGAGAUGGUUCAAAUGCGCGAGUGCCAUUCAGUCCUGGAGCCUAAGAUCAAAGCCUGCUUCGCGAGCCAAGAUAUGUCCAUCGAACAAUUUAUGAACCCGGAAUUCAUUCAGAAGUCAAGCAAACUUUGCCAGAACAAUGCCGUGUUGAUCCAAUGCAUUCAGCAACUGGGAGAUGUCUGUGUAGAGAAGUCUGCCCAGAUUAGCAAGAAAGUCCUUGACUCUGUUCUACGUACUGUUGGAAUGGUGUGCCAGCAGAUUGCAUCACGAGUCGGUACUCAGCCAGUUCCUGCUCCACAAACACAACAAACACAGGACCAGGUCUCUCAAUCCUCAGGCAGCACAGAGUCACCAAACCAGGCUCAGGCACCAGAAGAGAGCCAAGAUGACCAGACCAUGCCCUCCCUUGAAGAGCAGCAGCAGAUGAGGCAGUGCCAGGGCAUCCUGGAACCUGCCCUGAACGAGUGUGUUAAGUCCUACGAGAUUACACUGGACCAGUUCAUGAACCCCAAUUUUAUGAACAAAGCUCGGGCUGUCUGUCAAGACUCCACUAACGUUGCCAUGUGCAUAAAAAAACUGGAUAGUACUUGUGGUGCCUCUAACGUCAAGACCACUAAGAAGAUGCUCAACUCUAUUCUUGGAAUGAUGGGAAUGGUCUGUCAACAGAUUCAAGUGGAGGGAGGAGUUCAAGCCAACAAAGACUUCCAGCAAACCUCCAAGGAACCGGUUCAGUUACCAGUGCAGGAACAGACCAUGACACAAACCAACCAACAAAAACCAGGACUGAUGCCCCCACCUCCACAACAAGCUCAAGACCCAGCUGAUAGUCAGCAGGAGAUGCCAACUCCUGAAGAGAUCCGCAUCAUCCAACAAUGUCAGCCUGUCCUAGAGCCUGGUCUUAACGAAUGUCUGAAGAACUAUGACCUGACAGUCCAGCAGUUUGCAAGUCCACAGUUCAUGGACAAAGCUCAAAAUGUUUGCCUCAACAGCAAUGCUGUAGGCGAAUGUGUCAGGAAACUGGAAAACAGUUGCGGUGAGCCAGUGGUCAUCAGAAAGAUGCUUAUGUCCUUGAUGAGGAUGAUGACCAUGGUCUGUCAACAAAUUCAGACCAGAGGGGGAGAGAAAUCUCAGCCCGCUGAAGCGAAUAACCAAACACCAGGUCGCACAUUGCCAGGGUUACCCACCGAAGAAACGUUACAACAUCUUCAGCAAUGCCAGCCUGUCUUGCACACCAAGAUCAACGAAUGUCUGAAGAGCUACGACCUGACAUUACAGCAGUUCAAUGAGCCUCAAUAUGUCGAGAAGAGCAGCAAGAUUUGCCAAGAUGGUCCAGCUGUAAGCUCUUGUAUUAAACAGUUGGACAAAGCUUGCGGAGAAGAUUUUGUCCUUUCCACAGGCAGAAUCAUCAAAUCUGUGCUUGGAACUAUGGGAAUGAUUUGUGGACAAAUUCAGUCCAGAGCAGAGCAAGAGCAAGCACCAAGAAGUCAUCGUGGUCCACUCUUGAGAUCUGGACCUCCCACACUCAACAAGAACCUGAACGAAAACCCAGCUCCAGUGGCCAGUGAGAAUAAACAUGAAUCACCCAGUCAGACAGAUAACCUUCCAACCAAUAGUGACAAUGUCGUGGAAGGGGAGCAACCUACUCAAGGCUUGGCUGCCAAGCAGUCCAGUGGCGGAGAACAGGUGGUGAAAUACAUGAGCCGUGACCUGGAGCUCUUUGGCUACCCUCUCUGGCUGAUCAUCACCCUCAUCCUCAUCUUGGCUGUCCUCCUCCUCCUCUUUGUCAUGGUCGUCUGCCUGUGCCUGAGGCGCAAGAAGAAGCAGAGGAAAGUGGUCAUCACUAAGGAUGCCUGUGAAAAGCCGCCCUUGCCUGAGGAGACCUUGUGCACCAUCGGCAUCCCACCCCCUUCGUACACAAUAACACCAAUUCAACAGAAUGAAGACGGUUUGACACUGCCGCCCAUUGACAUUGGCGAGGACUCUGUCAGUGUGUCUCUCGAUGACAGUGCUACCGAGAAGCCUCCACUCAAAGACACAGACAACAAAACAGGGAAAUACUAAAUAGAUAAUGCUAGUAACAAAACACUAAGUCCUAGAGUGCAGAAUUAACCUAUUGAGUUUUCAAAAAGAUGUGAUGUAUAAUUUAAUUCAAAUAUUACCUGGAAGUCUUUAGCAGCAACCAUUUUUUUAAAAUAAUUUUUAUUGGACAAUAAAAACCCCCAGAUAUCCCAAGACAGUGACACAGUUCUGAAUUUCUUCUGAGCAGUAGCCUAGAAUAUUGUGUGUGUCUAUUUUGUUCAUCUUGCUUGUAUGUCUUUGUAUCAUGUUUGCUUAUUCAAACAAGCUCAUUCAAAGAUUUGGUGCUUGGAUUAUUUGUUGCAACAUUCCAAUGUAAAAAAAAAUAUUAUAACAAUAUUUACAUAUAUAUAUUAAAAUUAAAACAAACUGUGUGGUA